UUUGCCUUUGACUUCAUGAAAGAUUUAAAGAGGGUUCACAAAGUUGCCGUGAAUACUUUCACUUUCAGUUCAGUCUGAAAACCGACACAAUUGGCGACACAAAUCUAGAAAACUUCUUGAGAAAAUAAUAAUCGUACGCAUAUUUUGACAUUAUAAAGAAAGUUGUCAACUUAUUUUUGACAAAUGACGAUGCUACGUGGCAUUGAUGAGAACUUUAGAGAAGAAUAUAUGGGUGAAAAUGCGAGUACGUUUCUGAUAUCCCAUCCAGGUGGAUACUUUAAAGGAACCUACAAGCCGAUUUAUUUGCGUGGAUUCAAAGGAACGAUUAACCCUCAAAAGAAGACUGAAAUUCAAUGGAAAGGUCAAACUAAGGAGCUUAAAUGGCAUGGACAAGACACGUUACGGAAAAUAAACGGAGCUGCGUAUUCUAUGGCGAAUGUUGGAAAAUUAGUGAGACAACGAAGUGAGCGAGAAGUGUCAAUUAGAGAAGCUCACAUGGAUGGAUUCCGACCUUAUGUCGUAUACCAUCCGGGAGGAAUUUAUAAAGGCUGCUACAAGAAGAGUCAUUUCAGUGGAUAUGGGGUAAAGACUUUCGCUCAGAAGAAUCUAAUUUAUGACGGUCAAUGGAAGGACUCCAAGUGUCAUGGACAAGGGACGUUGCGGAAAAUCAACCCAGAUGGAUCAUCAUCUCGAUUGUAUGUUGGACAAUGGAUAAAGGGUAAACGUUGUGGCGAAGGUAAGAUGUUCCAUGCCGAUGGAAUUUAUUAUGGAUUCUGGAAGGAGAACAAACGUUGUGGCCUGGGGAUAAUGUGGUACACAGAUGGUGGGAUUUUUAUUGGAGAAUGGAAUAAUGGCAUGAUUCAUGGCAGAGGGAUAUUAUUCUAUGCCAAUGGCAGUCGUUAUGAAGGAUUUUUUGAGAAUGGCAUGAAACAUGGCGAGGGAUUGUAUAUGCACAAAGAAACCGGGCAGAUUCAAAAAGGAAUGUGGUAUCAGGAUGUUUGUAAGACUUCGAUGAUGUUUGAUGAUUUCAGUCAAGAGGCUAGCAAGCCACUGAAGUAUGAUUUUAAAGAGCUCAAGCUUCUGGAACCAAACGAGGUUAUCAAGAGGGUUUUUAAGGAGUACAUGCCAAAACCUCAAAAAAUAGGAAGGAAAAUUACUUGCAGCGACUAUAUUCUUAAAAUGAGAAGGAAACUUAUAGAAGUAGGUCUCACAAUUUAAGUGAUCAUCGGCGUCACACAGCUUUUACACUCAUUUUCAAAUAUCACAUUUAAAUCGUUUGUUUGUUUUUAUGUUUUGUUUAAAACUUUUAAGUAGCGAUUAUUUUUUUGCUACGAGAAAAUUCUAUACUACAAAAAUUUACAUAAAAUAAUUAUUAAACAAUUUCACCACUGGCUCCAUAAUUAAGUCCAUUGUUACGAUGAUGAUGAUCCAUGUGAUCUUGUUCCAUUUGUUCUUUGAGAAUUUCCAAUUCUCUUAUUCCCGACACUGUGACCUCGUAUUUGUGGGUGACCAGUGAACGAUAGAAGUGUAUGGCAAAAGCAAGAAAAAUAACCAAAACCGGGAUGAGGACAAUACACGCAGACCAAGCUGCUGGUUGACUUAGAUCGUAGAACUUCACCCAACAAAGAAUUGCUAUUUCGAGAAGGAACAAUAUCAGACCGAGCAGGGUGGAGAAGGCCCAGGCUGUUUCGAUGUACCAAUGGAGACGUUCGUGCGGUGAUUCGUGGACAAGUGAGAUACUGUGGAGAUUGCAAACAACUUCGAUAUUUGGCAGUAUACACGUACUAAUCAUCAGAGCUAGCAUGUGGACUGCAACGAGCAGGGUUGUACAGAUGGCGAAUGCAACAAGCAUUCCCGCAGGUACUUGUGUGUCGUUAUUUAGUUGAACUUCAACCAUUGCAACCUGAAAUUGGAGAAGAAUUUAUGUAAAUUAAUAAAAUAGACUUUAGAAUUAUUGCCAAAAUAAAAAUUAAUUAAAUUUGA
This is a messenger RNA of Eupeodes corollae, 1983 nucleotides long. RefSeq names its product MORN repeat-containing protein 3. The transcript is spliced from 4 exons. Bases 184 to 1218 code for a protein of 344 amino acids. The record is from RefSeq and is a predicted model, not a curated record. Lineage: Eukaryota; Metazoa; Arthropoda; Insecta; Diptera; Syrphidae.